ACCCGAGCAUUUCACACGGACAUCCAGAGACACUCGAACAGAAGAGAGGGAUGCUCCAGUGAAGUGACAUUCUCAGCUUUACUGACUGGAUUUUACACUCCAGAUUUACUCGAGGCAAAAAGUUGGCGACCCUUUUCCAGCUACUUUUAAAAGUGAAAAGGACAGCCACAGACAAUGUGAGUUCACUUUUUAUAUUCUAACAUAACAAACAAAACAAAAAACACCGGUUUAAUGAAACAGAAGUGCUGAAGUUAUGGCAGCGCUAAGGCGUAAAUUUGGCGAGGACUACCAGGUGGUGAACACCAACAGAGGCGCGACUUUCUCCAGCGCACCAGUAAAGAAAAAGCGCCAGCGCUUCGUGGAGAAAAACGGCCGCUGCAACGUCCAGCACGGAAACCUCGGUGGAGAAACCAGCCGCUAUUUAUCAGACCUGUUCACCACACUAGUGGACUUGAAGUGGCGCUGGAACCUUCUCAUUUUCAUCCUCACGUACACCAUCGCCUGGCUGGUCAUGGCCUCGAUGUGGUGGAUCAUCGCGUAUAUAAGAGGGGACUUGAAUCAUGGCCACGACGCUUCUUACACUCCGUGCGUCGCCAAUGUUUACAACUUCCCCUCCGCGUUCCUCUUCUUCAUUGAGACCGAGGCGACCAUUGGCUACGGUUACCGCUAUAUAACCGAGAAGUGCCCCGAGGGCAUCAUCCUGUUCCUGUUCCAGUCUCUGCUGGGCUCGAUAGUGGACGCGUUUCUCAUCGGCUGUAUGUUCAUUAAGAUGUCUCAGCCCAAGAAGCGCGCGGAGACCCUCAUGUUCAGUCAGGACGCGGUCAUUUCACAGCGAGACGGAAAACUCUGCUUAAUGUUCCGCGUGGGCAAUCUCAGGAACAGCCAUAUGGUGUCCGCGCAAAUCAGGUGUAAACUCAUAAAGUCUCGUCAGACACCGGAGGGUGAGUUCCUGCCAUUGGAUCAGUGUGAACUGGACGUGGGUUUUGGGACGGGUGCAGAUCAGCUCUUCCUAGUCUCUCCCCUCACCAUCUGCCACGAGAUCAAUCCCAAGAGCCCCUUCUUCGACCUGUCCCAGCGUUCGCUCAUGAAUGAGCAGUUUGAGAUUGUCGUCAUCUUGGAGGGCAUUGUAGAGACAACGGGUAUGACAUGUCAAGCUCGAACUUCAUACACGGAGGAUGAGGUGUUGUGGGGUCACCGAUUCCUGCCUGUCAUGUCUCUGGAGGAGGGCUUUUUUCGGGUGGACUAUUCCCAGUUUCACAGCACCUUCGAGGUGCCUACGCCACCCUACAGCGUCAAAGAGUACGAGGAGAAAUCCUCACUCCCUUCGCCCCUGCUCACUCCACACCGGGAGCGAGUCUUUUCCAUGGACUGUCUGGAAGCAGGCGAUGAAGGCCUGCAUCCCGGAAGCGCUUCAUGCAAGUUGCCCAGUAAACUCCAGAAAAUGAGUUCGUCUGGCAGAGAUGACCUCCAGAGGAAGGUGUUACGCUUGAGCUCGCAGCAGUCUGAAAAAGCCUCAAGCACAGGAGACCUUCCUCUUAAACUGCAGCGCCUCAGCUCUAGUCCCGGGCAGGUUGACGGAGAGGCACGGUUCCACCUCAAAGCCCUGAAGGUGGGUUUCCAGCCCAUGGCCUUGUCCACUGGAGACCUCCACCAGAGGAGUCUGCCUCCCACGCCAGCAGUGGUUUCCACACACCCUCCACACACACCCAGCGGCAGGCCUGAGGACAACCUUCCUGCCAAACUGAGGAGGAUGAAUGCUGACCGCUGACCUGAAAGUGCUUUUAAGACUUUGUGCUAAUCUGAAGGUGUUUUCGAGGUGUAUUUAUGUUGAACACAGACUGAUACUUUCAGAUUUAGGGCAAAGUUGUGGUUUUCUUAGUAACUGAUUAUGAACUCUUGUAGAGUAACGGUCAAGAAUGAAUUUUCUGAUUGC
This is a messenger RNA of Danio aesculapii, 1933 nucleotides long. RefSeq names its product potassium inwardly rectifying channel subfamily J member 19a (gene kcnj19a). NCBI's taxonomy places the organism in Eukaryota, Metazoa, Chordata, Actinopteri, Cypriniformes, Danionidae. Gene Ontology annotation, molecular function: G-protein activated inward rectifier potassium channel activity. Gene Ontology annotation, cellular component: plasma membrane. Gene Ontology annotation, biological process: potassium ion import across plasma membrane; regulation of monoatomic ion transmembrane transport. Bases 254 to 1768 code for a protein of 504 amino acids. The transcript has 3 exons. The record is from RefSeq and is a predicted model, not a curated record.